CAUCGUCACAACUCACAAACCACAAUACAAAGCAAAAGAGAACAAAUUAAAUUGUUGAUUGUUGAUAGCAUCAUCAAGAAGAAGUUGCAAAGAUGUUAGGGCUAUUUGACAAGAGCCACAAGAUCAAGGGCACCGUGGUGUUGAUGCCCAAGAAUGUCUUGGACGUUAACGAGUUGAAUUCAGUAAGAAGUGGAGGAGUUGGUGGUGUUGUCUCCGGCCUCUUCGGCGCUGUCGCCGACGUAACCGGUCAGGUAGUUGAUACUGCAACUGCCAUCCUUUCCCGGAACGUCUCCUUCAAGUUGAUCAGUGCUACCUCCACUGAUGCAAAGGGAAAUGGGAAAGUUGGAAAGGAAACUUAUCUGGAGAAGCAUCUUCCGACGUUACCAACCUUGGGAGAUAGGAGAGAUGCAUACGGUAUUCAUUUUGAAUGGGAUGCUAACUUUGGAAUUCCAGGAGCAAUUUACAUCAGAAACUAUACGUAUGAUGAGUUCUUCCUUGUCAGUGUCACUCUUGAGGACAUUCCAAAUCAAGGAACCAUUCACUUUGUUUGUAACUCAUGGGUUUACAACUUUAAAGACUACGACAAAAAGGAUCGCAUUUUCUUUGCCAAUAAGACAUAUCUUCCAAGUGCAACACCAGGUCCAUUAGUUAAGUACAGGGAAGAAGAGUUGGAGAUUUUAAGAGGAAAUGGAACCGGAGAGCGCAAGGAACAUGAAAGGAUCUAUGAUUAUGAUGUCUAUAAUGAUUUGGGUAACCCAGAUAAAGAUGUAAAGCUUGCACGCCCAGUCCUUGGAGGUUCCAGCACCUAUCCUUAUCCUCGUAGGGUUAGAACUGGCAGAAAAGCCACCAAGAAAGAUCCUAAAAGCGAGAGACCUGCAAGCGAGCUUUACAUGCCAAGAGAUGAAAAAUUCGGUCACUUAAAGUCAUCAGAUUUCCUCACAUAUGGAAUAAAAUCAUUAUCUCAAACACUCUUACCUUCGCUGGAAAACAUUUUUGACUCAGACCUCACAUGGAAUGAAUUUGAUAGCUUUGAAGAAGUGAGAGACCUGUAUGAAGGUGGAAUUAAGGUGCCAACAGAUGUUCUUAGCGACAUUAGCCCCAUACCUGUCUUCAAGGAAAUCUUCCGCAGUGAUGGGGAAAGUGUCCUUCAAUUUCCACCACCUCAUGUAGUCCAAGUUAGUAAAUCUGCAUGGAUGACUGAUGAUGAAUUUGCAAGAGAGAUGAUUGCUGGUGUAAACCCAAAUGUAAUCCGCCUUCUUAAAGAGGUCCCACCACAAAGCAAGCUGGACCCCACUCUCUAUGGUGAUCAAUCUAGUACAAUAUCCAAAGAACAUUUGGAGAUUAACAUGGGUGGGGUUACUGUAGAAGAGGCACUUAAUGGUCAGAGAUUAUUCAUAUUAGAUUAUCACGACGCAUUCAUGCCAUAUUUGACAAGGAUAAACGCCCUACCCACUGCAAAGGCUUAUGCAACAAGGACAAUCCUGUUCUUGAAAGAUGAUGGGACUUUGAAGCCACUUGCUAUCGAAUUGAGCAAGCCACAUCCAAGUGGAGAUAAUUUGGGUGCCGAGAGCAAAGUGGUCUUGCCUGCAGACCAAGGUGUUGAAAGCACAAUUUGGCUUUUGGCCAAGGCUCAUGUUAUUGUAAAUGACUCCGGCUAUCAUCAGCUCAUGAGCCACUGGUUAAAUACUCAUGCAGUGACGGAGCCAUUCAUCAUAGCAACUAACAGGCGUCUCAGUGUGCUUCACCCCAUUUAUAAACUUCUUUAUCCUCACUAUCGCGACACCAUAAAUAUCAAUGGACUUGCUAGGAAUGCCCUAAUUAAUGCUGGUGGCAUUAUAGAGGAAUCAUUUUUGCCUGGACGAUACUCUCUUGAGAUGUCUUCAGCUGUUUACAAGAACUGGGUUUUCACUGACCAAGCAUUACCAGCCGAUCUCAUCAAGAGAGGAUUGGCAGUUGAGGAUCCCUCUGCACCCCAUGGCCUUCGCCUUGUGAUAGAGGACUACCCUUAUGCUGUUGAUGGACUUGAAAUAUGGGAUGCUAUUAAGACAUGGGUCCAUGAGUAUGUCUCCUUGUAUUACCCAACAGAUGAUGCAAUUAAGAAAGACUCUGAACUCCAAGAGUGGUGGAAGGAAGCUGUUGAGAAGGGUCAUGGUGACUUGAAAGACAAGCCUUGGUGGCCUAAAAUGCAGACUCGUCAAGAGCUUAUUCAAUCAUGUUCUACUAUCAUAUGGAUUGCUUCAGCUCUCCAUGCAGCUGUUAAUUUUGGACAAUAUCCCUAUGGUGGUUUUAUCCUGAACCGUCCAACUCUUAGCAGAAGAUGGAUACCAGAACCAGGAACCAAAGAGUAUGAUGAGAUGGUGAAGAGUCCCCAAACGGCUUAUUUGAGAACUAUCACGCCGAAGCGCCAGACCAUUAUUGAUCUCACAGUCAUAGAGAUAUUGUCAAGGCAUGCUUCUGAUGAGAUCUACCUUGGGGAGAGAGACAAUCCAAAUUGGACAUCUGAUUCAAAGGCAUUAGAAUCCUUCAAAAAGUUUGGAAGCAAGCUGGCAGAAAUUGAGGGAAAAAUCACAGCGAGAAACAAUGAUUCCAACAAGAAAAACCGAUAUGGACCUGUUCAGCUACCAUACACAUUGCUCCUUCCUACAAGUGAGGAAGGGUUGACUUUCAGAGGAAUUCCCAACAGUAUCUCUAUCUAAGGAGUGUGUGGUUACCUUUUGGAUCAAUCUACGUACUUUCUAAUAACACAAAUGAUGCUUGUCAAUUUAUGUGUCAUUAUGUUUUGUGUGUUUUUGUACCAAUGCAUAUUUGGAAUUUGGUGGUGCUCUUAAUUUGGAGAUAAUAAUAAUAAUAAUGCUUUCAAUAUCACUUUA
This is a messenger RNA of Glycine soja, 2870 nucleotides long. RefSeq names its product seed linoleate 9S-lipoxygenase-like. Bases 93 to 2696 code for a protein of 867 amino acids. The record is from RefSeq and is a predicted model, not a curated record. Gene Ontology annotation, biological process: lipid oxidation. The transcript is spliced from 9 exons. NCBI's taxonomy places the organism in Eukaryota, Viridiplantae, Streptophyta, Magnoliopsida, Fabales, Fabaceae. Gene Ontology annotation, molecular function: metal ion binding; oxidoreductase activity, acting on single donors with incorporation of molecular oxygen, incorporation of two atoms of oxygen; protein binding.